AUGUUAACUGAAAGAGACGAAGUUAAGGAUGCACUUAAAGCUUUUCUUGGGGAAGAUUGGAACGACGAGACUAAAAUCAAUAUGACGAAAGCCGACUUUAGGGGAAGACUCAGAGAUUUUGCCGUUUUUAACGAGACAGCAGGAAACAUGGGGAUGAGCAGGAAACAUGGGGAAAUAACCUUCUACCUGACGCAGUUGCUGAGUGGACAUGGGUACUUUAAUGCCUACCUACACAAAAUGGUAAGAAAGGCGAGCCCAAAGUGUGACUACUGUCCGGAGGAACAGUACAGCGCAGAACACACUUUCCUAAAAUGCAACAGGUGGAUAGCUGAAAUAAGAUUACUAGAGGUAGAAAUAGGUGAGCCUUUGACACCUCAGACUAUCGGGAGAGGGAUGCUUCAAAGCAAAACAAACUCGGAAGCAGUAUCUCGAUAUGCGGAAGAGGUGCUGAGACAUUAA
Messenger RNA from Belonocnema kinseyi, 459 nucleotides. RefSeq lists its product as uncharacterized. The record is from RefSeq and is a predicted model, not a curated record. The coding region runs from base 1 to 459 and encodes 152 amino acids. NCBI's taxonomy places the organism in Eukaryota, Metazoa, Arthropoda, Insecta, Hymenoptera, Cynipidae. The transcript has a single exon.